AUGUGGAGUAUUGACGUCCUCGGCUCAAGCCAUGAAACAUCGCCGGAAAUCCAGGCAGAUGCUGAGACACAGUCUAUCGCCCAUCAGAACGAUAAUGCUGAUGCUGUAUCGGACGCUCCCGCUAUCGCCAAUUCUCAUGCUGCCGCCAACACUGCCCCUACUCCAUCGGCGUACACAGAAACAACCGACGCUGCUGCCACAGCUAGUCCCUCCGGAGCUGGGAACCGAGAAGAGAACACCAACGAGACUACCGACAGCCCAAGUACCGCGCCAUCGCAACACACACCUUACCCAAGUGUCCUUUGCCUUGCUGGCACCAGUUCUGUUGGGACCAACAAUGACCCUGUGAGCGUCAGCAACACUGCUCCUUCUGCCUCUGACGCUGGUGCGCAGACUGCUCAGAACACAAAGACACCUGGAUCAAAGCCUUCCGGUACACCCACCACGGAGACUGAAACUGUGACCCAAACCGGCACUGCUGCAAGCAGCACGAGCACGUAUAACGGUGAUGAGGACAAUACUACCCUGCUCAGUUCCUGGAGUGACUUCGGCAGUUUCAUGGAUGGCUUGAAGGGUCUUCUCUCUCCGACUUUGCUAGAAGAUAUUGAGUCGUUCUUCCAUCAUGUUGCUUGGUUGCUUGAUGACCAGACAACCACAAACACCAAGAAUCUGAUCAACACUGCUUCUGGACUUCUCACAAGCAGCCUUAUAAAUAAGCUGGAGAGACUGCUGGACAGUGCUAGCGAUCUCCUGACGCCCGAAGUGGUUCAGAAUCUUAAGCAACUGCUUCCUGAACUCUCGCCCCAGCUUCUGAAGGAAGCCAGCAGUCUGCUCGAUAAUGCCAACAAACUUCUGACUCCAGAAACCACGUCCGAACUGCAGAAGUUGAUCUCCACAGUCGCGCCAGUCAUCAAACCAGAGCUGCUUCAAGAAGUCAACAGCUUGUUAAGCAACGGUAACAACCUUCUCACUCCCCAGUUUGUCGACGAGACCAAGUCGUUGAUUGGAUUUGUGGCACCGGUCAUUACCUCCGAGUUACUGAAGGAGGUGAACUCCCUACUGUCGAACGGCAAUGAUUUGCUUUCGCCUGACUUCAUUGAAGAGACCAAGUCAUUGAUCGGCACUGUGGCGCCAGUCAUUACUCCCGAGCUCUUAAAGGAAGUUAACUCCUUGCUCUCUAACGGCAACAAGCUACUGUCGCCCGACUUCGUCAACGAGACCAAGGGACUGAUUGGCACAGUCGCGCCAUACAUCACCCCCGAUCUUCUCAAGGAAGUGAACGCGCUGCUCUUGAAUGCAAAGAGCCUCCUGACCGAGAAGACUACUAAGGAGCUGAUCAAUCUUCUGAAUAUGCUUGGGCCAGUUCUGACACCAGGGCUGUUGCAAAAUGUGUCUCGGUUGCUGGGUAACGGUACAACACUACUUAACCCCGAUUUCGUCGACAAGACUGCUGUGUUGAUUGAUGGUAUUGCACCUGUUAUCACGCCCAAGCUUCUGGGCCAGGUUGGCGGAUUGCUCAACAAUGCGGACGAUCUUCUCACCAAGAAGUUUAUCAACGAGACACAACUGUUGAUUGAGGAUGCUGCCGAUAUUCUCCCUCUGGUCACAGAGUUGUUGAAUUCGCUGUAA
Messenger RNA from Penicillium odoratum, 1629 nucleotides. RefSeq lists its product as uncharacterized. The record is from RefSeq and is a predicted model, not a curated record. NCBI's taxonomy places the organism in Eukaryota, Fungi, Ascomycota, Eurotiomycetes, Eurotiales, Aspergillaceae. The transcript has 3 exons. The coding region runs from base 1 to 1629 and encodes 542 amino acids.